Molecule: messenger RNA, 3106 nt
Organism: Bradysia coprophila
Lineage: Eukaryota; Metazoa; Arthropoda; Insecta; Diptera; Sciaridae
Gene: hrm
Product: solute carrier family 16 member hermes
Biological process (GO): transmembrane transport; monocarboxylic acid transport
Molecular function (GO): monocarboxylic acid transmembrane transporter activity
Source: RefSeq, a predicted model, not a curated record
UAUAUAGACUAUUCAGCUGAUUGAAUAAGAUUUUUUUUUAAAUAAAAAUCAUUUCGAUUACUUGCCUCCGUUCAUUCCGGUCACGGUCUUAUUAAUUUCAAUUUCAAUUUCAAUUUAAAAGUUUUUUCUUUCUCUUUUGUUAUUUAAAAUAAAAUAUUCGUUUGAUGUUACAAUAUGUAAGUGUGUAUAUGGGAGACCAUCGGAAUAGUGACAGUGAAAUGAUAAAUUGAAAAAGAAAUUGUGACGGUUGCGUGGUCUGAAUUUUUUUUCUUCCUUCAGAUUAAUAUCAUUACGGUGUGAACAGAAGAAAAAUAAAAAAGAAUUUGUGUUCAUCACAAUUUUAGGAUGCUAUCAAAACCAUUGCCCAAUAUCUGUUCACAGCAAAUGCUUUCCGACGAAUUAAACUAUAAUGUAGAAUUUUAUCAAUCAUUAGAUUCGUUGAAUUAUAGGACAAGUUGUGAUUGGAGUGUGAAAGUGAAUAUAAAACGAUGCCUUGCAUUAAUUGAGUGUAACAGUUGAUGGAAAUUUUCCUGUGUAUUUUUAUGUUGGAAUCAGACCUUGUUGUUUGAAAAUAAUCUCCCUUUUGCCGAAUUUACUGAUUCAUUUUGAAAUUCUAUUUUUAAUUUGGAAAUUGAAACAUUUUACACAUUUUAAUUUUAUGCUGACGAGAACGACGUUUUCAAAUUGACUUAAGAUUACUAUCAACAACAUUUUUGACUUCGUUUCUUUGUCUGAUCGUUGUGGCGUUCUACAUUUUAUGAGAUAACAAAAAUGACGCAAGGCGACGAAGACCAAGAUGUGGACUUUUCAGAGGAAAAAUUGACUUUUAUUAACGGGAAACUGGUGCCGUACGAUGGUGCUGAACUACAUAAAAAAGAUAAAAAAACUGUAAAGAUCUCAUCUUCUCCAAUUAAAUCGAAGCCAACAACACCUGACAAGGACAACCAAGAAUGGGAACUAGUACCUCCGGAUGGAGGCUGGGGCUGGCUUGUGCUAGCCGGUUCGAUGCUUGUAAAUAUUUUGGUGCCCGGAACAGUCAAGAGUUUUGGUGUACUCUUCGUAGAGUUUCUAGAGGCGUUCGAUGCAAGUCCAUCGACAGCUGCCUGGAUUCCUGCGCUUUGUUAUUUUUUAUAUAGUUCAUUAGGACCUCUUUCCAGUAUACUUUCCGUCAAAUAUUCCUACAGAACGGUAACAUUAAUUGGUGGAACUUUUGCGGCUGUUGGAAUGAUGUUAUCAUAUUGGGCAUCAUCUGUGACGUAUUUGUACAUAAGUUAUGGCGUUUUUGUUGGGACCGGAGCCGGUCUGUCUUUUCCACCAACAGUAUACAUAGUCACUUCUUACUUUGUACGCUUACGUGGUCUUGCCAACGGUAUUUGUAUAUCGGGCAGUGCAUUCGGAUCUAUUAUUUUACCACCAAUUCUGCGAUAUCUGCUGGAGAAUUAUGGGUAUCGAGGAGCUGUUUUAAUCAUGGGAGCAAUCACAUUAAACACAUGGGUGGCUGCAAUUUUUUAUGAACCGGUUGAAAGGCAUCUGAAACGAGUACCGAAAAAUCAAUUGGAAACGCUCGAGGACGCCAUUAUCGAGGAGGAAGACGAUGGAAUAAUUAUGGAAUUCGCCGAACAAAACAAUGGGGACGAUGCUAGCAAGCCAAAAUUUAUGAUUACGUCUGAUGAAACGCCUGUUGUUACACCGAAAAAUAGCCUGACAUCGGCAGAUGUUGUAAAAUUGCCAAAAAAUUUUGAAAAUGGAUUCGUGAGGAGUGCUUCAGCAGCAGUGGUACAAAAUUAUGGAAAAUCAUCGGCCGAAGAAUAUCGUCAAAGGAAAAUUAGUACACCUGUGCGAGAGUCAAGUCGAGCUACAUUCGCCAACCAGCUGAGCUCUACGCCUUCUCUAUACGCCGUACCAGAAAAUUCCAGAUUUUCACAAUCGUCGAGGCUAAACCGACUAAAUCAACUACGAAAUUCUGGUAAACCAAAACGGUCUCCGUCAACGAGCAGUUUUCAAUAUGUCAGCACGCCUUAUCACGGCUCAACGCUGUCCUUUCAACCUCAAGAGUUUGCAUCGCAUUUAUCGUUAAAAUCAAUAGCCAGCUCUAUAAAUCCGGUAUCGUCCUGUUCGAAAAAGAAAUCAGACGCGAACGAAAAGGCGAAACCGAAAUUCCUGGACCUGUCUCUGCUGAAAGAUCCAGCGUAUUUGGUCAUUUUAAUAUCGAAUUCAACGAAUGCCAUCGGCUAUACGAAUUUCAUCAUUCUUCUUCCAUCAUAUGCUGGAGCAUUAGGAUUCGAUAAGGAUUACAGUGCUUAUCUCUUAUCCAUUGUGUCAGCGCUCGAUUUAGUCGGAAGAAUCGGUGGAUCGGCUCUCUCCGACACGGGAUUCAUUCCAAAAACAUGGUAUUUUGUUGGCGGUCUCGCUUUGUCGGGAUUGUCACUGGCAACACUACCGCUAUUCACUACAUACAGCAUGGUCAGUCUUUGCUGUGCGCUGUUCGGACUAGCAAGUGGAACAUAUGUCGGAAUCACUGCAGUCAUAAUGGCUGAUAUGUUAGGAACCGAACGCUUAACAUCGUCAUACGGUAUCAGUCUGUUCGUCAACGGUAUACUGCAAUUGAUCGGACCGCCACUGUGUGGUGUUUGGUACGAAGCAGUUAAUACAUAUUCGCCGCUGUUCACGACACUAGGACUGAUUUUGCUGUCCGGCGCCAGUUUAUGGGGCUUUAUGCCAUUUAUUUUACGCAAUAAAUUAAAAAGGGAGCAAGAAAAUGAAGACAAACAGCAGCAAGAAGAGAUGACAAAUUUCAUGGAAUAACACCAAACAUCAUAUGUGUUUUGUGUUGGUUUACAUUCGAUGAAUACAAAUUCGUUUCUCGCUAAAGAUAAUAAUUUAAAAACACUGACAUUGUAGUAGACGUAUAUUCAAUUUGGAUAAAAGUUAGUUGAAGCUGCAGAAAUUUCUAAAAAAAAAAAAAAUAAUGACAAAAUGACGUCCGACCACAAAACGAAAACGGUCCUAAUUUUAAGCAUAAACAAAAAAAUUUCAAAAAUAUGACAAAAACUAAAAAUAAUUUUUAAAAUUACCUCGAGUUACUUAAAAUAGAAAAAUCAUUUUA